GCAUUAGUGUCCGUAACAUAGGACUUGUGAAAUGGAGGGACGAUAAGUAUCACGAAGCGAGGAACCGCUUGAAAACCGUCAGUCUACUGUGACUCCGUUUAUUCUAACCUCGUCCGUCUCGUGAUUAGUGUCCGACAGUCUCUAGAAACUAAUAUUAUAAUAUUACACAGAAGCAUGGCCACGGACGUACGAGGUGUUGUGCUGUCUGGCACGGAACUAGCCAAGGAAAUUCGCGAAUCCUUAACCAAGGAUGUAGCUGUCCUGAAGUCAACGCUGACGGAUUUUGCACCGGGUCUGGCAAUUGUUCAGGUUGGUGGCCGCGAAGAUUCCAAUGUCUAUAUUAGAAUGAAGAUUAAAGCAGCCAGUGAAAUAGGAAUCAAGGCAGAGCACGUUAAACUCCCAAACACGAUAACGGAAACGGAACUUCUCAACAAAUUAUACAAAUUAAAUAACGAUCCCAAUGUACACGGAAUCAUUGUUCAGAUGCCAUUGGAUAGUGUAAAUCCAAUAAAUUCUCAUCUCAUCACAGAUACCGUAUCACCCGACAAAGAUGUCGAUGGACUUAAUACCAUCAAUGAAGGAAGAGUCGCCAUUGGCGAUAUGACCGGUUUUUUACCCUGUACACCAAACGGUUGCAUUGAACUUAUAAAAAAGAGCGGAGUUCCAAUCGCAGGUGCCAACAGUGUCGUUCUGGGUAGAAGUAAAAUCGUCGGUACACCAGUGUCUGAAUUAUUGAAAUGGAAUAACGCAACAGUUACAGUUUGCCACUCAAAAACUAAAGAUUUAGCAAAAGUGGUAUCUCAAGCAGACAUUUUAGUUGUUGGUAUCGGACAGCCUCAACUCGUCAAAGGUUCCUGGAUCAAACCCGGUGCAGUCGUUAUUGACUGCGGCAUCAAUUCUAUACCAGACGCUACAAAGAAAUCGGGUCAGCGCUUAGUAGGCGAUGUGGACUACGACGAGGCUGUCAAAGUAGCUUCGUACAUUACACCAGUUCCUGGAGGAGUUGGUCCAAUGACAGUAGCCAUGUUGAUGAAGAAUACAGUAAUCUCGGCACAACGAGCAGCUGAACGAUUGAUAAAUUCUAAAUGGAAUUUGCGAAUUUUACCACUGAAUAAGCAGAAGCUGGUUCCUAGCGAUAUAGAAAUCUCCAGGAGUCAGGAACCCAAGCAAAUUGCUAGUUUGGCAGAAGAAAUUGGUCUUUCCCCAAGUGAAUUCAGUCCGUACGGCAGCAAGAAAGCGAAAAUCAGUCUGAAAAUUCUGAAAAGAUUGAAGAAUCAGUCAAAUGGAAAAUUUGUUGUUGUUGUUGGAAUUACACCUACGCCUUUGGGUGAAGGAAAGAGUACUACUACGCUUGGCUUGGUUCAGGCUUUGUCAGGUCUUCGUGGAAAAAAUUCUUUUGCUACUUUGAGGCAACCCAGUCAGGGUCCAACUUUUGGUGUCAAAGGUGGCGCUGCUGGUGGUGGUUAUUCCCAGGUUAUUCCUAUGGAGGAGUUCAAUCUUCAUCUCACUGGUGAUAUUCAUGCAGUCAGUGCAGCUAAUAAUCUUCUGGCCGCUCAGAUAGAUGCUAGAUAUUUUCAUGAAUCCACACAAACAGAUAAAGCCCUUUAUGAAAGACUGGUGCCAACUGUUAAGGGUGUCAGAAAGUUUUCCAAAAUUCAGAUAAAAAGGCUACAAAAACUUGGGAUUACCAAAACUGAUCCAAAUUUGUUGACGCCGGAAGAACAGAGUAAAUUUGUCAGAUUGGACAUUGAUCCUGAAAAUAUUACCGUGACCAGAGUCGUUGAUAUAAAUGAUCGUUUCCUACGUAAAAUCACUAUUGGCCAAAGUCCAACGGAAAAGGGACACACCAGAGAAACUUCCUUCUGCAUUUCCGUGGGUUCAGAAAUAAUGGCGAUUCUGGCUCUGGCUACUAGUGUUGAAGAUCUGAAGCAAAGACUAGGAAAUAUGGUCGUUGCUUUCAGCAAAUCUGGAACUCCACUUACUGCUGAAGAUUUUGGUGUGACUGGGGCCAUGGCUGUUCUCCUGAAAGAUGCUAUCGAUCCAACACUAAUGCAAUCUUUGGAAGGUACCCCAGUGUUGGUACAUGCUGGACCUUUUGCAAAUAUCGCCCAUGGUUGCUCAUCCAUCAUCGCCGACGCUAUUGCCCUUAAACUCGUUGGUCCCGACGGCUUCGUUGUAACGGAAGCUGGAUUUGGUUCCGACAUCGGCAUGGAAAAGUUCUUUAACAUAAAGUGUCGUACAUCCGGUCACAUUCCCAAUGCUAUCGUCCUGGUAACAACGGUCAGAGCUCUUAAGAUGCAUGGAGGUGGUCCUGCAGUGACACCUGGUGCAGUCCUUAAGAAAGAAUACGUAGAGGAGAAUCUUGAGCUGGUUCGCAAGGGUCUGCCAAAUCUUCAGAAACACAUUAGCAAUGGAAACAAAUUUGGAGUUCCUGUCGUAGUCGCUAUCAACAGUCACGCUACGGACACUCAGGCGGAAUUAGAACUCGUCAAGGAAGCAGCUAUUGCAAGUGGUGCAGAUGAUGCAAUCAUUUGCACUCACUGGGCUGAUGGCGGUGAAGGUGCAGCUGCACUUGCAGAUGCAGUUAUUGCUGCAACAAAUAAACCAAACAAAUUUAAAUUCUUGUAUGACGUGAACGCAAGCAUUGAGGAGAAGAUUAAUAUCAUUGCCAAGGAAAUGUAUGGCGCUGGACGAGUUGUCCUUGCGGACAAGGUCAAAGGAAAAAUUGCCGAAUACACAAAAUUAGGAUAUGACAAACUCCCACUUUGUAUGGCUAAAACUUCCAACUCAUUAACGGGAGAUCCAGCAAUCAAAGGUGCACCCACUGGAUUCACCCUGGAUAUUACUGAUAUCUUUGUGUCAGUAGGAGCUGGAUUUGUUGUUCCAAUGGUUGGAGAGAUCAUGAGAAUGCCAGGACUAGCUACCAGGCCAAAUAUCUACGACAUGGAUUGGAACAGCGAAACAGAUGAAAUUGAAGGACUUUUCUAAAUAUGGCAAGACAUGAAGCACUUGUAUUUUGCAAAUUUUGAGAUUCAACCACUAUGUUGGAUUUAUGUAUGUAUGGUACAGAUUGUAUCAGGUCCACGUUGUUAUACUCUUUUGUACUGUAAAAAUUUAAUUGUUUAUUUGUUAAGAUCUGAACUUGUUAUCCACAUUGCUAUAAUACAUUUAUAAUUAAAAGAA
Messenger RNA from Cephus cinctus (wheat stem sawfly), 3183 nucleotides. RefSeq names its product C-1-tetrahydrofolate synthase, cytoplasmic (gene pug). NCBI's taxonomy places the organism in Eukaryota, Metazoa, Arthropoda, Insecta, Hymenoptera, Cephidae. Bases 175 to 2988 code for a protein of 937 amino acids. Gene Ontology annotation, cellular component: cytosol. Gene Ontology annotation, biological process: tetrahydrofolate interconversion. The transcript has 13 exons. Gene Ontology annotation, molecular function: ATP binding; formate-tetrahydrofolate ligase activity; methenyltetrahydrofolate cyclohydrolase activity. The record is from RefSeq and is a predicted model, not a curated record.